UGGGCUGAGGGCAACACGGCCGCGCGUACCACCCUCGCGAACAAUCCAGAUCCCCGGGAGACGUUCUAAAGAUAGAAAACACAGAGAGAGAGACAGGGACCCGAGUCGAUCGCGUCCGAAAAUCCUGGCUGGUCCACGGGAACGGUCGUGGUCGCGGAUGAACGGUCUGUACGAAGCGGAUCGUGGCGAAUCGCGGGACAGUAGUUACGUGAAAACACGCGGAGGAUCGUCGUCGAGCGAGCGGAUGUGCCUGUCCGAGGAUAUGUGCGCGCCAACGACGGUGUCCUCGGCCGUUUUCCUUGGUCCGAGAUGAUGAGCGAGGACCACGGUGCUGCUAGCUCCUCGAUAGCUGGGAUCUGGGAACAGGGAAACGUGGCCGGAGUUUGUUAAUCGUGUGCGGAUCGAUUUAUUAGGCGAUUCGCGACCAGUCAACAGAAAUCGCGGCUUGAUGCACCAGUAGAAAUCAUCAGCAUCGCUUCAUCGCUGGAAAGGUCGGGUCGAGGAAGCGCACGAAGAAGUCGAUGGACCUGCGAUACGUCUGAUCAGCAAGCCGAGGCCCGGCGGACAUGGCUCGCAGAAAUUCACCGUAUCUCGAAUCCUCCGAAAUAAAGUAAAUGAUCGAGGGACAAGGGAACGCCGGAAAAUGGGCGAGCCGGAAGUUUUUGUGUGAACGCGGAAGCUUCGGCGAUCACGGGACUAAAUUACCGAUGAUUUAACGCUAUCGGACAUCGUAAUGGCAACCGUGACUGUUGCAGAUUAGCGAUUAAAGACAAUUACCAUUUCGAAAGAAAAUUUCCUAGGAGAAUUUCGAAGGAAUAUUUCGAGGGAACGUUUCGCGAAAAGGUUUGAAUAUUAGUGGCCCGGUGGUUCCGUUGGUUCGGCAGUGAUCGUGCGCAGCCAUUGCUUGAUUAAACUCGGCCGGGCGUUUUUCGAUCGAAUUGGUUCCCGUCAGGUGACGAUUUAUCUUUGAUGCGCGUCGCGGAGAUUAAUGAGGCUCAAUUGGGGAGACGGGGUUUGGAUUAGGUCCGGAAAGCGUGGUAAUUGCUCGGCUCCACGGGGAGCCGUGGUGAGUGUGCCGGCGGUUCUUUAUUUUCGCGAACGAAAGGAUCGAGCUGCUGCGACAUGGGCUGCGAGCUUAGCAAAUUGGCGACCGCGAAGUCGCAGAACCAAACUCCCACGGAUCCACGGCUUCCGCUCACAGCGAAACAGAAAUUUACGGUUAUGGCCAGCUGGAAAGCCGUAUCCAGGGCACUGGAGCAGACUGGUGUCUACAUGCUCAUAAGGUUGUUCGAGGAGAACGAGGAGUUGUUAAAUAUGUUCACGCAAUUUCGCGAAUUGAAGACGAAAGAGCAGCAAACUAACAGCAUGGAAUUGGCGCAGCACGCGGAGAAAGUGAUGUCGGCCCUCGACGAAGGAAUCAAAGGGCUCGACGACAUCGACACUUUCUUGACCUGUCUUCAGCAAGUCGGAGCCACGCACACGAAAAUUCCUGGCUUCAAUCCGCAGUAUUUUUGGAAAAUCGAGAAGCCGUUCCUGGAAGCCGUGGAGCGGACGCUGGAGGAUCGAUACUCAGAGAACGUGGAGAACAUCUACAAACUAACAAUCAAAUUCAUAAUCGAGACUCUGAUUGACGGUUUCAACAAGGCCCAGAAGGACAAAGCACAAACCGACAGCACGAAAUCCUAGUCGUCUCGGUCAUAAGGAACCAAAUACCACAAACUUUUAACGAUCGAUCGAGACGAAUCCUGAUCGCCCAGCCGUUCGGGGGUUCCGUUCUCGAUUGGGAAGCAAUCAAUCCCACGGGAACGACUCGAUCGUUCGAUCGCGCGAGAUCGUUCAUUCAUGGAAAAGAAAAUGGAAAACGUAUCCUCGUUUCUGUGCAAACGGAACGACAUAACAGAUCAAGAGACAGACGAAUUAUAUAAUGUAUUCACGUCGAAUAACGUUCUUUUUUACAGAGGUUCGGAACGACGCGUCGUCGGUGGUUAGAUUUGAGAUGAUUUCCCCUUCGAGCGGGUCUCGGUUGCAUGAAAUCAUGCAGGGGAAAUGACGAUGACGAGGCAAGUCGUGAAACUCUGUUGACGGUCAAAGACGAUUGAUAGCGCGGCCAUCCGAGUACAGUAUUCCUUAGAAAAAUCUCUAAUCAUUCCGUCCGGAUCUGUCGACGAUUUUGGGGACGGGCAACAAUUUCAGAUCAAAAGAGAACUUUUUUAUAGCGAUCCUGACCCCAUUACGAUAGGAUACCAAGAGACGAUGGACACGUCGGUCAGUUCCUGAAAGCGAUGCGAAUCGACGUAUCCGGCUGCUUUCGAUCGUUCGCGAUUAUAUUUCGCUAGGUAGUACACUCGCGAGUAAACUGAAAUUUUCCUGGUGAAAACGAUGCUAACAGCGAUACUAUUUGGAUAAUUUUAAGUCGUUGCUGCAACGUAUACUUUGUUAAUAAUCCUCUAUAAGACGGUGUAACUUUAACGUCACGCGUUUGUUAUUCGAAUCGUUCGAGUCUUGUUAUAUUUUAUCGUUACGAUUUAAGAUAAUAUUUUAUUGCGAUUUUACAGUUUCAUCGAUUAUAAUCGUAUCGUAUAUUUUUCUAAUCCUUGUUUUAUUUAGGUUUGACAAACAUGGGUUGCUGUGGGUUAAGGACGCAGUUUCUAAAUCGGUGUCCUCAGUGCAAUAUUUGCGAAUUAAUUUUAAAUAAACGGCAGAACCUAGUGUGGUAAAAUUUUACACAUGUAUUCGUACAUGCUUUAGGUAAUGACGAACAUUUUUAUAAACUGUUUUAUUGAAUAUUGUGUGCGUUAUUAUAUGAUUACAACGGACUUAAUCAAAGCGCUCAAUUGAAAGUUCUUCUGUGACAUUAGCUGCACGCUUAUUAAUAACUUCCACAAUAUUUAAUAAAAUAUCUUAUAAAAAUUUGAGCUGUUAUUUCGAACAUGCAUAAAAACACAUACUGAAUUUCAACUUAUCAGGUGUUAUCAUUUUACUGGUAUAGUGGCUACUAUGUACAAAGUUAAAUGGAUCUUAGUUUUAUGAAAUUUUUAGAAUAUCAUUUAAAUAAAACAAUUUACCAUUGAUUUAUAUACACGUCUGUUAUUAAUGCAUUCACUGUUAAUAUAGAGUUAUAUUAGGUUGGUCAAAUGAUCCUAAAAAAUAUUAUUUCUCUUUAAUAUCUGCGUUCUGUUCGCGUUUCAGUAUUGAUAAUUUUCAUGAAACUGAACGAGAAUAUUUUCUCGCCGACCCAAAUGCUUGGAAAUAUGUUAUAUUGAUUUCAUUUUGAAAUCUCCGACACUGUAUCCAAGGGUAGCGAAAGAGUGUAGGUAGGAGGAUAAUAUAAAUUCGAGAUUUUCGAAGGCAGAAAGUUAGAGAUUUUUUAGAGAAUACUGUAUGUUCAUCGAUGAACUUCUUUGUAAACUAACGUCUAUCGAUCAUCAUGAUCUUGCAUCACGUUCCAAAUAUUUUUCACCGAACGAGAAAUGUUUAUCACAGAUAUAGGGUGACGAUUUAACACUUAAUUUGCUGUUUCCUUUACCGUAAUACCGACCGUGAUGUCCAAACAAUAUAAUCGCAAUGUGUGGAUACUGUGAAAUUGUUUCAAACAACUGCCAAUAAUUAUUUACUGUAAUUAUUACGAUACUUUUCCUCGAACGUUGUUUAUAUUUCACGUCGAUCAUUCGCACCGUGACCGCUGUCAAAUGUGUAAGAUAAGUAAGAGAAAAUUAACCAAAGUUUUCGUUAGCUGUAGUCGUAAACGUAAGCUAUGUGAAUCUAGUUUGUAACGAGAGAAAAACUACAGAAAUUACAGGCUUUUGUUACCUUACGAUAACAAAGUACACUUGGAAAUCAGGGAUGUAACGAUUGACAGAAUUUUGCUAAGUUUCUCUAAUAAAAACUGUACACACAAAUAGCCUUUCAAGAACUACUUGCUGUUUUUCAGUUUACCAUUCUCAAAUACUAUCUAAAUCACUUGCACACAUAAACGUAAUUUCAACCGUUCGAAUACACCACACAAAUUGCACUCCCCCGUAAGAGCCAUGGAGCUAAUCUUUCUCAUUGCACAUUUUAGACAGAUCGAAAGUUCCUACACAGUACGAUACGUUGAUAAAAAGUGUUGUUCACACCGCGCGAAUGUUCCCCUCCAUACCAAGCUACUUUCAUACUAACUUUUUACAUUUUACGGUUUACGAGACAUUCCAGGGUUUCCAGUUGGCGAAUUUUCGCCCAGAAAAAUCUGCGGCGCAAGUGUAGCAUGUAUCUGCCACGACCAUACUCACACUCGACGUUAAUUCGUGUGUCACGGGGUGUUUUAAAGUCGCUCCUCCGUUGCAAGGGUGCGAUAUUGGAAAGUGCCGCGGCAACCGGCAAAGAAAUCGAUAACCUGUAUUCUCACAAAGUAUAGAACCCAUUAGGCCGGUUACAAGCGCGGCAGGAUGCAACGGCAUGCGAGGAAGAUUAUUAAUGAGGAACACCUUGUUUUCUAUGGCGAACGAUCAUCGUUUCGCUGGGAGCGAAUUUUAGUCGAAAACCGACCAAUUAAGAAUGAUGGAAAGCCGGGAUUCGAAAUACAUACUGUUUUGUGUAUACAAAAUGAGCUUCGAUCAUUCUUGGAGAUAUAGGGGGACGGUCUCUUUCGAACCCGUUUCUUUCACCGUUGAUUUGGAUGUGUUAAGUUCUCGCAUCGAACCAAAAGAUGUAUCAAAGCGCUCAAAAGACAGAAUAAAAUACAUGAAAUAAUAAUCAACUGAUAAGGACUUCAUGACAUUGCCGCAGAAGAAGAAUGUGACAAGGAUUGGGAAUGAGGUUAAGCAAAAGAGAAGCGACAGAAGUAACAUAAAUGAAGAAAUACAGUAGUAAAGAAGAGGAUGAGUUAUAUAAAGCAGAGAAGAAAGGAAAGAAAUAAAGACGAGAGAGUUAUAUAAAAAAAAGGGAGAAUAAAUAUAUUAAAGAUACAAAUAGUUCUGCGUGGAGAAUAGCUGUUGCAUCAUUCGAGUAAACAAUCAUGUUUAGAGGGUCUGUUGAAGGGAAGAGAAAGGAUGGAAAAUAAAAAGUAGAAGAGGAAGAGUGGAGAAAGAGAAGAAAUAGCUUAAGUUUAGGAAUAAGUAUGCUAACGUGAAGUAAAAAAAGAACAAAUGUAUAUACUAUACCAUUGGGUGCUGUAAAUAGAAAUGUAUGCGAGCAGUAUGCAAUAAACGAGUGAAGUGCAAUAUAGUUAAAAUGAAUUAUUGUAAUCCAGUAAGAAAAUAAUAAAGUGUUGUUGCUUUCUUUUUAUUAUUGCUAUUCUUAAUAAAUAUUGUCGUGUGGAUUUCGGCGAGUGAAUAAUGCCGCGAACUUGUGAGCAAAUUGUUUGAUUAUCGAUCAUUUUUACCGAGAUCAUCUGUCGUUGAACACUCUGUACACACCUAAGGAAAUGUCAAUUUCUCUUUUGGUUGAACUGCAACAAUUCAGAGCAAAGUUUUGUAAUAAAAACUGUCAGAUUUUCCGGAAUAUUAUUUUUGCAAGAUCUCCGAGCACCAAGUGAUAAACGCAUCGCGUUCGCAGGGAUCAUUAAGCGAUACAUUUCGAUCGACAUUUGUAUAGUGUAUAAUCAAAAUGGUGUUAGGAAUGCACGUCGUCUUUGACCGUCAGGAGAUGAUAAUAUAGAUUUUUACUCGUAACUAAGAAAGAAAAUAUGCGAUCGUUAGGGUGUAUCCCCUUGCGCAAUGUCAAUUUCCUAGGCGGUUCUUACAAUGUAGAACCCCUUUGUUUCUGUAUCUUCCUCGACGUAUGUAUCUAGUAGAUACUAUCUACCUUUGUUUCUCCCUGAGGUAAUCUUAAUUAGUUCGCUCGUCGAGACGAGGAUAUCGAAUCGCUGUCGUUCGAAGACGAAAACUGCGAGCGCUGCCUGCAGACGAUCAUAAUGGACUUAUAGGAUCACGUGUUCACACCUGCAAAAUGCAAAUUGAACAACUAAUUAUCCUUGCGUAUCAUUUCGUACGCGUUACUGCAGAUCACAACGGACAUACGUUACGAUACUGUUUGUUAAACGAUUGUUUGAGGUGUCUCUAAUUGAUGUAGAUCGGAACCCUUUCUUAAUAGAUCUUAAUUUAGAAGAAGUAUCUUCAAUAAUGGGAAUGUUGUAACUAGACUGCUUACUUUUAUGCAAAAUAAAAAUUUUCUUCGCUACACAAAAUACAAGACAGAUUGACAAUGUAUUUCUUUUUUCAUUUAAUAAUUUCAGUAAGUUGAGAAUGAUGAAUUCUUGUAAUAUCUUUAUAGUUUUGUAUUUCAACUGCUUAUGUCUCUCGUAAACGCAUAAAAUUCGCAGUCUAAUUGUAACUAUUUGAAAUUCGAAUGCAUUGUGUUCAUUUUCUCUAUUAACACGUGUAAGUACGUAAUUUUUGCCUAGUUUCCGAAACUCACGUUUAUUGUAAUAUAUUUGAAGAAACUGAACGUUGCUAGACUGUUUAUAAUGCGAAGCAGUUAAAAUACCAUCGUCUACGAUAAAUGUUAACUUUCUAGUUUCAGUGUCGUUUGUUAAAUUAUUUUACUGUAUUGUGCAUGAUUUUCGUUCAUGAUUUUUCAUUUAACGCGUUAAUCAAAACAUAUAUAGCAUCGUCACAAAUAUUGGAACAUCUUCGCCAAACUAUACUAACUAUAGUACCAAUGAAUCAGACAGGCCUACUUCUCCAAUUAAAAGUGUAAGGACGCUAUUAUAACGCACGAUAAGAUUCGCUGUGAGACGAAAGCUGUUCAUCCUCGAUCAACGAGCAGAUAACGUCGAGAACAUUUACCUCAGAGGGAAAGUACGUGUUCAAUAAUAAGAGGGAAAAUGAAUAUGUAUCUGUCGCAUUAUACACGAUCGUCAAACAUGUAGACCAUUUAUAGUUAGCAUAGCGAUUGACAAAUGGGAAAAUGGUCGACGAAGCAUCUAGAGGAAAUCUCUCAUAUUUUUAAUAUGAUCGCGUUUGUAUGAAGCUCGCCAAAGCUCCUAGACAUCAAAGAUCGACCGUAGACGAUUAACGACGAAUUUAGAAUCGUGUACAAUGUGAACAGACUCUUCUUAACCAGAAGUAAGAAACGAUCGACAAAGUUAGGUAAAACUACAGCGCCUUCGCAGUUCGGUUGAAUUGAGAAAUACUUCAGUAAUUGGAUGUUAACUGUGCCCGUCAAGAUGCGAAUGCAAUAGGCAGAAACAUAAAAGACACAGAAGUAAAGUAAUCGAAACUUUAUUUGAUUUGAUUUUACCUGAACGCGAACAUCAAUACACACCAAAAAAACGUAUACGUGACGAAUUGAAAACUUCCACAUUUUUUUGAAGCCAGUUAAAAAGCAAAUAUGUUUCGCAUAUGUUCCUGUAAAGUAUAAUUAAAAUAGCAAUACUUUGAAGCGUUAUAAAAAUGUUGAUGUAAUUUGUACCUAUUAAGAAAAUAGUAGAUAUUGAGUUAGCCAAUAAAUAAUACCGGAUUUUUCCAUAAGAGAUUGUUCCUGCCGUUGUUCAAACAAAGGGCUAUCCUUAUAAGUAUAGUCUAAGAAGUGAGAAUUUUGUGUGUAAUUUAAUAAAAAUUAAUUGUAUUUGCUGAAAUUUUUCAAAUACUUCUAUUGAUUUGAAGAUCAUGUAUUUUAUGUAUUCUUAUGGAAUCGGGCUCUGGGUUUUGGUGGAACUGUCGAGAUCGGUGACAAUCGAAUCUUCGAUCAAAUUGAAACUAAUGUAUUUCUGUUGCAUACGAGACAUUCAUUUAUUGCCGAAAAUUCCGACAUUACUUUUUGGCGAACCCAAUAAAGCCAUAAAAGGCAGAAAAGCAAAGAGAGCUCGAAGCUUUGUAUAAUUUUAUUUCAUCUAAAAGAGAAGAAACAGUGGAGCUGUUUGAAAAGGAAAUAUGUUUUGUAUGAAUUGUUUUUGAUAAUGUUCCUUUAAGAUGCAAUUGAGAAAGCAACACUGUAUUAUCGGAAUUUCGAUUGAAUAACGAAUCACGAUGGCGCUGCGAUAAAUGUUGCAUGAACUGGGUAUUAACAGAACUUGUAUGAAAAUCGUUGUUAUACAGAACGACCGCGGAUUUUUACAAGAUUUCGAGAGAAAGUCCGCGAGAACUGCGAAACCGUAUAUAUGGCACAUUGGAUGUGUAUGGUAAGGAACCAUUUGCUCGACACACCGUAGUUGGAAAAACCUUCUCGGAAACGUUUUUCUUCCGAACUAAACACCUCCCUCCUAAAUCGCUAUGAAAUUUUUAUACAUUAAUACUCCUCCAUGGCGUCGCGAAGUUGAAAUUAUGUACAUCUGAAGGAUGAUCGAGUGCCUACAGCAUUUUCAAUUCACGUUUGAUUUUGGAAGACUCUUGUUGAACUCCUUCAUAGAUCGUUUACUUCGUGCACGAAUUUACAGAGUAAAAGAAUUCUUACCGUAACCGUCUCGUGUGAGACAGACCUUAGUCACAAAAGAGAAGAACAAAAAAACACAAAACGAUAAAGAAGAAGACGAAGAAAAAGGAAAAAAAGAGUUUCGUAUAAGAGAAAACAAAAUGCACAAAAAACGUGUCGUACCUUCCUUUUCGUGCAAAAAAAGAUAACUAUUUAAUCGAAAGUUUCCACCAGAAAAACACAAAAAGCACACGAGAAAUCUAUGUAUAUUGUAUACAUUAAUUUAUAGUAUACUUUACAAUUAUGCGAACGUUGCAUUAUCUGUCUGUUUGUUCUACACAGGCCAAAUGUAUUAUUAUAUCCGAUGGAAUAUUACAUUCGAAAAUAUGUAUGCAUAUGUAUAUGUAUAUAUUAAGAAGAGAAAUAUAUAUGUAUACAUAUAGAAUGAUUA
This is a messenger RNA of Megalopta genalis, 8779 nucleotides long. Its product is annotated as globin-1. The record is from RefSeq and is a predicted model, not a curated record. Gene Ontology annotation, molecular function: oxygen binding; heme binding. NCBI's taxonomy places the organism in Eukaryota, Metazoa, Arthropoda, Insecta, Hymenoptera, Halictidae.